AUUGAAGGCGGUUUAUUGACUAAAACGCGUGUUGUCCAACGCCUUCACAAACGUAACGUGUUUCUAUUCUACUCUCUUUUGGCAACUGCAAAUAUAUAAAACAGAGAAACCAUCAUCAUAUAUAAAAACCUCCAUUGAUUUUCCUCUGUCUAUACACGCAAAAAAAAAUGGCAGAGAAUAACACUAUGGAAUCUGUGAGGAAAUGGGUUGUUGAACACAAACUUCGAACAGUUGGGUGUUUGUGGCUUAGUGGAAUAGCGGGUUCAAUUGCUUACAACUGGUCUCAACCCCAUAUGAAAACCAGUGUUAAGAUCAUUCAUGCCAGGCUGCACGCACAAGCGCUCACACUUGCUGCAUUAGCAGGGGCUGCAGUCGUCGAGUACUAUGACCAUAGCUCAGGAGCUAAAGCAGAACGUGUUGCCAAGUUCCUCCAACCGCAAGCCCAUUCUCACAAGGAGUGAAUGGCCAAUUCAAUGAAUAAAAACCAAACUGAUUAGGCACAGCUUUUUAUGGAAGAUUUUUACUAUAUCAAAUCUUUAGUACUGCGUCUCCUCCUUAGGAUAUGUGAUUAUUGUGGGCAUGUUGCUCCUUCCUUUUUCUCGAGGGCGAAUGAACUUUGUGGCUAUAGUUAUAACUUUCUCGGCUAAAGCUAAAAUUAGACAUCAUUGUCUAUUCAUUUUGAUUUUUGUAAUGAUUCAUAUAAAGUUGCCCUUCUAGCAGUAACAAAAUAUUCAAUUGA
Molecule: messenger RNA, 739 nt
Organism: Solanum pennellii
Lineage: Eukaryota; Viridiplantae; Streptophyta; Magnoliopsida; Solanales; Solanaceae
Exons: 3
Coding region: 168-461 (97 amino acids)
Biological process (GO): mitochondrial respiratory chain complex IV assembly
Cellular component (GO): mitochondrial inner membrane
Source: RefSeq, a predicted model, not a curated record